This is a messenger RNA of Capsicum annuum, 1084 nucleotides long. RefSeq lists its product as uncharacterized. The coding region runs from base 297 to 887 and encodes 196 amino acids. The record is from RefSeq and is a predicted model, not a curated record. NCBI's taxonomy places the organism in Eukaryota, Viridiplantae, Streptophyta, Magnoliopsida, Solanales, Solanaceae. The transcript has 7 exons.
UGAAAUUGUCUAAGAGAAGCUAUUUUAAAUGAUGAAGGAGCAUAAUGUUUGGGUAAAAUUAUUGGCGAAAACGAUGCAUUACAUCCUUCAUUUGAUGAGAUGGCGCUCGUACUAUUUCCUGAUAAUAUAAAAUUCCACGGUCGAAAUUAAAAAUCUGCUGUUGUAUUAGAUGGAAAAUAUUGGCUAAUCUCUCUCCAUAAUAGCACAAAAACUCGAGCUCUUUCUGCAACCGAUCAUCAAACAGAGCUUUGGCCUUUGUGUGGAGAAGCAUACUACAACUACUACUACUACAUACGAUGUCGUUUUGCUCGUCUGUGUCAUCUUCCCAGUCUCUGUCUAUCUUCGCCAAACCUUUUGGAUCUUCUAAGCCUCACACAACUCGAAUCUGUGCUUCUGCUGAUGUCCCUGACUUUCUCUCUGCUGAUUGGCUUGAACCUCGUAGGAAAAAGCCAUUUGGUCCAAGAUUAUGUUUUAGUGCAGAAGAAGCAGUUCGAAACCAGCUUGAUGCAUUGAAGUACAAUGACCAACCUCAUAACGAUUAUGGAGUAGAAGUCAUGUACAGAUUUGCUGGAUUUGAUCCUUUUCAAAGGUCUACCUACUUUGGGCGCUUUUUUGACUUGGGUCAGUUUGAACGAUUCAGGCGAAUCUUUCAUCACUCAACUUAUAGGGUAUUGCUUGGCCAUCAGGAGAGGAAGAUUUUGAGCAGUUUGCAUGUAAAUGAGAAUCUGUAUAAGCAGCGUGUCUGGGUCCGUGGCACUCGGCCUGAGGAAGAAGAAAUCUACCAAUUUAACAUGGUUCAGCGUGUUGGCGGAUCUUGGGAUGGCUACUGGCUGACAGAAUCUGUGCUUCAUGACGGGGAUACUUUCUCCGGAGGUGUGGCUUACUAACUAGUAUCCACAGUAACUCGGAAGUCGAUGUGGUUUCAUUAUAACUUCGUUGCUGUGAAUACGAGUAAUAUACAGUACAGUGUAUAGUGCUGGUGCAUAUUAUCUUCCUUGUAUCAAGACUGGCCAAUCAUGUAAAUGAAAACUUGUACAUCUUAUAGAAUGGAAAAAAUAGAUAUUGCUUCUGGUGAUGCAUCAAA